CCUCCCAGCCCUUGGCAAUCUGACUAAUAACAAACUGAGCUAACAAGAAAGACUAGAAAGGGAGGAAAGAGAACAUUGCUGCAGCUAGAUCUCCAAUCUAAGAAAGCAAAAGUGAUCAGUCCCAGCUCUGUUCAACAUCUUGUUUAUUUUCUGCACUCAGCAGCUUGCAAAUGGUUAACUAUAUGCAAAAAGAGUCGGCAUAGCUGAGAAGUAUGCCGUGAAUUCUAAUUGGGAGAAAACAGGACAACUGCUUCAGGAUGAUCUAGUGUGCGUUUGACUUGAAAUAUUCUCAAUGAAAUCCUCAGCAUUUUCUCUUUCACCAGAGGUUCCAACUUUAUGAAGCAGUGGGACUUGCCAAAAAGUGAUAUUUGAGAAGAAACUGUGAGUGGUUAUUUUCUUUCCUGAACUGAAUUUACUUUGAACAUCUCUUCCAGCUGUGCAUUACAGAUAUCGUCAGGAAGACUUCUUUACAGUAUCAGCAUCUGUCACAUGACAACAUGAAGCUGUGGAUCCAAAUGUUCUAUUCAUCUCUCCUCACUUAUGUAUCUUCACAAUCUGAAUCUCCAGUGUUCUCAGCCAGAGGAUCUUGUGAUUCUCUUUGCAACUGUGAGGAGAAAGAUGGCACAAUGCUGAUAAAUUGUGAAGAUAAAGGCAUCACGGAGUUACCUCAAAUAAGUGUGCCACCAUCACGACCUUUUCACCUAAGUUUACUAAAUAAUGGCUUGACAAUGCUUCAUGCGAAUGACUUUUCUGGGCUGACCAAUGCUCUCUCAAUACACCUUGGAUUUAACAAUAUUGCAGACAUUGAGACUGGUGCAUUUAAUGGCCUUGGCCUUCUUAAGCAACUGCACAUCAAUCACAAUUCUUUAGAAAUUCUCAAAGAGGAUACAUUUCAUGGACUGGAAAACCUGGAAUUCCUACAGGCAGAUAAUAAUUUUAUUACUGUGAUUGAACCAAGUGCCUUCAGCAAGCUCAAUAGACUGAAAGUGUUAAUUUUAAAUGACAAUGCUAUUGAGAGCCUCCCUCAAAACAUAUUUAGGUUUGUUCCUUUAACACAUCUAGAUCUUCGUGGAAAUCAGUUGCAAACAUUGCCUUAUGUUGGUUUUUUAGAACACAUUGGUCGAAUACUGGAUCUCCAGUUAGAAGACAAUAAGUGGGCCUGCAACUGUGACUUAGUAGAGCUGAAAACGUGGUUGGAGAACAUGCCUCCACAAUCUGUGAUUGGUGAUGUUGUAUGCAACAGUCCUCCAUCUUUCAAAGGAAGCAUUCUAAGUCGACUAAAACAGGAAUCCAUUUGUCCCACUCCACCAGUGUAUGAAGACCAUGAGGAUCCUUCAGGAUCACUGCACCUGGUGGCUACAUCUUCCACAAAUGAUAGUCGCAUGUCAACCAAGACCACAUCUCUUUUGAAACUACCCACUAAAGCACCAGGUUUGAUUCCAUAUAUUACCAAGGCGUCCACUCAUCUCCCAGCACCGUAUUGUCCUGUUCCUUGCAACUGUAAAGUGCUAUCUCCAUCAGGACUUCUAAUACAUUGUCAAGAGCGCAAUAUUGAAAGCAUAUCUGAUCUAAAACCUCCUCCACAACAUCCAAGAAAGCUUAUUUUAGCUGGGAAUAUUAUUCACACAGUAGUGAAGUCGGAUCUGGCAGAAUACUUUACUUUGGAAAUGCUCCACUUGGGAAAUAAUCGUAUUGAGGUUCUUGAAGAAGGAUCGUUUAUGAACCUAACAAGAUUACAGAAGCUCUAUCUAAACGGGAACCAUUUGUCCAAAUUAAACAGAGACAUGUUCCUUGGUCUCCAUGACCUUGAGUACUUAUAUCUUGAAUACAAUGCUGUCAAAGAGAUAUUGCCUGGAACUUUUGACCCAAUGCCUAAACUGAAAGUCCUCUAUUUAAAUAACAACUUACUGCAAGUUUUACCACCACAUAUUUUUUCAGGAAUUCCCUUAAUGAGGAUAAAUCUUAAAAACAACCAACUUAACCAUCUACCUGUCAGUAAUAUCUUGGAUGACCUUGAUUUACUUACUCAGAUUGACCUUGAGGACAACCCUUGGGACUGUUCUUGUGAUCUGGUUGGAUUGCAGCAAUGGAUACAAAAAUUAAGUAAGAACACAGUGGCUGAUGAUGUCCUGUGCACUUCUCCAGAGCACCUCGCCAAAAAGGAAUUAAAAUCACUAAAUAGUGAACUUCUUUGUCCGGGUUUGGUCAAUAAUCCAUCGUUGUCAACUCAUACUAAUUAUGUAAUUGUCAGUACUCCUACAACCCCCACUACAGCUGAGAGUAUUUUUAGAUCACUCACCGAUGCUGUACCAUUAUCUGUUUUGAUAUUAGGACUGUUGAUUGUGUUCAUAACUAUAGUAUUUUGUGCUGCAGGGAUAGUGGUUCUUGUUAUCCACCGCAGGCGAAGAUACAGAAAGAAACAAACUGAUGAGCAAAUCAGAGACAACAGUCCUGUGCAUCUCCAAUAUAGCAUGUAUGGACAUAAAACAACUCACCACACCACUGAAAGGCCCACUGCAUCACUCUAUGAGCAACAUAUGGUGAGCCCUUUGGUCCAUGUGUACAGAAGUCCUUCCUUUGGACCAAAACAUUUAGAAGAUGAAGAUGAGAGACAUGAAAAAGAGGGUAUUGACACAAAACAUCUUCAAAGAAGUCUUUUAGAACGGGAAAAUCAAUCACCGCUCACUGGGUCAAAGUUGAAGUACAAAACCACGGACCAAUCAACUGAAUUUUUAUCUUUCCAGGAUGCCAGUUCCUUAUAUAGGAAUAUUUUAGAAAAAGAAAGAGAACUGCAGCAGUUGGGAAUCACAGAAUACCUUCGGAAAAACAUUGCUCAGCUCCAACCAGAUGUGGAGGUACAAUAUCCUGGAGCCCACGAAGAGUUAAAAUUAAUGGAGACGCUAAUGUACACGAGGCCAAGGAAGGUAUUAGUGGAACAAACUAAAAAUGAGUAUUUUGAGCUCAAAGCUAAUUUACACGCUGAGCCUGACUACCUGGAGGUCCUGGAGCAGCAAACAUAAACAAAGUUUAGGGCAGUGGCAGAAAUGCUGUGAUUCUGUCUUAAGUCCAAACCUUGUAAAUAAGUGCCUUAUGUGUGUGUCAUCUGUCCGAAGUUGAGUACAGCAGUAAUCCGAUGGGAAAAGAAAAUGAUGAGGAAGCUCAGGGAUCACUGGGAGAAGCCAUUACAUU
Messenger RNA from Sorex fumeus (smoky shrew), 3189 nucleotides. RefSeq names its product SLIT and NTRK like family member 6 (gene SLITRK6). Lineage: Eukaryota; Metazoa; Chordata; Mammalia; Eulipotyphla; Soricidae. The transcript is spliced from 2 exons. The record is from RefSeq and is a predicted model, not a curated record. The coding region runs from base 498 to 3020 and encodes 840 amino acids. Gene Ontology annotation, molecular function: protein binding. Gene Ontology annotation, cellular component: membrane. Gene Ontology annotation, biological process: axonogenesis; positive regulation of synapse assembly; regulation of presynapse assembly.